Messenger RNA from Orycteropus afer afer, 1083 nucleotides. RefSeq names its product olfactory receptor 4A15-like. Gene Ontology annotation, biological process: G protein-coupled receptor signaling pathway. Gene Ontology annotation, molecular function: olfactory receptor activity; G protein-coupled receptor activity. The record is from RefSeq and is a predicted model, not a curated record. NCBI's taxonomy places the organism in Eukaryota, Metazoa, Chordata, Mammalia, Tubulidentata, Orycteropodidae. Gene Ontology annotation, cellular component: membrane.
AUGGAACAAAGGAACAAUGUGACUGACUUUGUCCUCUUGGGGCUCACUCAGAGUCUCCAAGGUCAGAAAAUAUUAUUUGUUGUUUUCUUGCUCAUCUACACUGUGACAAUUGUUGGCAACUUACUUAUUGUGGUGACUGUGGUAGUCAGCCAGACCCUGGAUGCCCCUAUGUACUUCUUUCUAGGCUACUUAUCCUUUAUGGAUGCUGUUUAUUCUACUACGGUCACCCCAAAUAUGAUUAUAGACUUUCUCUAUGAGAAGAAAACCAUUUCCUUUCAAGCUUGCAUGACUCAGCUUUUUGUAGGACACUUAUUUGGCGGAGCUGAGAUUUUACUCCUGGUGGUCAUGGCCUAUGACCGCUAUGUGGCUAUCUGCAAACCCCUGCAUUAUAUGACCAUCAUGAACCAACGGGUGUGUGUCCUGCUGCUGCUGGUGGCCUGGGUUGGAGGUUUUGUGCAUGCUGUAGUUCAGCUUCUCUUUGUUUACAACCUUCCCUUUUGUGGACCCAAUGUUAUAGAUCACUUCAUCUGUGACAUGUACCCCUUACUAAAACUUGCCUGUACUGACACGUAUAUCAUUGGUCUCACUGUCGUUGCCAAUGAUGGUGCAAUAUGUGUGGUCAUCUUUUUGUUGUUACUCAUCUCCUAUGGAGUCAUUCUGCACUCCCUGAAGAAUCUUAGUCAGGAAGGGAGGCGCAAAGCCUUAUCCACCUGUGGCUCCCACAUCACUGUAGUGGUCCUCUUCUUUGUCCCUUGCAUUUUUAUGUAUGUGAGACCUCCUUCCACAUUAUCAAUUGAUAAAUCCUUGACUGUUUUUUACACUGUCAUCACCCCUAUGUUGAAUCCCUUAAUCUAUACUCUGAGAAAUGCAGAGAUGAAGAAUGCCAUGAAGAAGGUCUGUAUCCAACUAUGUACAGGUCUGUAUCUACCAUAUACAGAACUUGUCAGGAGAAAAUCAGACCCAAAGAUGGAUCAGCUGCAAGCCUUUGGAGACACUGGGCCAAUGGAGAUUAACUUGGGAGACCAAGUUUCAGGAGUGUUCAAAAAGGUUGGAUCCAACUGCAGCCCCCAAAAUCUCCUAUGA